Daldinia loculata is the source of this 569-nucleotide messenger RNA. Its product is annotated as ribosomal protein L38e. NCBI's taxonomy places the organism in Eukaryota, Fungi, Ascomycota, Sordariomycetes, Xylariales, Hypoxylaceae. The transcript is spliced from 4 exons. Gene Ontology annotation, biological process: protein-RNA complex assembly; translation. Bases 166 to 414 code for a protein of 82 amino acids. Gene Ontology annotation, molecular function: structural constituent of ribosome. Gene Ontology annotation, cellular component: cytosolic large ribosomal subunit; ribosome. The record is from RefSeq and is a predicted model, not a curated record.
CAAGAACCCUCCCCACUAAUCCGUAUCAAUAUUGGGAAAUCGCUUAGAACCCUGUCACGGAAUUUCGCCCACACAAUUUCGGAGUCAAUUUCGCAACACCGGCAGAAAAGUCAACUUCUCGAUUCCUACCUCUAUCAACAUCGAUUCCGCCAUCACACCGUCAAAAUGCCUCAGGAAAUCGCCGAUAUCAAGAAGUUCAUCGAGAUCUGCCGGCGGGAAGACGCCAAGUCCGCCCGGAUCAAGAAGAGCAAAAAGUCGUCGCAGACCAAGUUCAAGGUCCGAUGCUCCAAGCACCUCUACACCCUGAUCCUUAAGGACUCGGACAAGGCCGAGAAGCUAAAGCAGAGCUUACCCCCGAACCUACAAAUCAAGGAGGUCCCCAAGAAGAACAGGAAGGGCAAGCACACGGCAUAAGUUCUGAACACGCGUCCGGGGAAAGGAAAACUACCAAUCGCAACUGGGGAAGUCUCAGGGUGAUGGACGGAUAGGCGUCUACGAACGCGGUCAUCGAGGACCAAUGGGGGAGUGAUGCAUAUGCUCUUGUAGCUGGGCUGGUAUUUUCAUGAGGC